Exophiala aquamarina CBS 119918 is the source of this 2337-nucleotide messenger RNA. RefSeq lists its product as uncharacterized. The coding region runs from base 1 to 2337 and encodes 778 amino acids. Lineage: Eukaryota; Fungi; Ascomycota; Eurotiomycetes; Chaetothyriales; Herpotrichiellaceae. The record is from RefSeq and is a predicted model, not a curated record. The transcript has 2 exons.
AUGACCAAGAAGAAGCCUAAGGCUUCCACACCAUCGGCUCCAGAAACAGAUCCUGCCGCUGCUGGUACUUUGCCCACUCCGGUCACGAAGCCGCGGCCGACGUCAACACCACCUCGCCCACCUGCACCCACAACACCUACCCUGGUUAUCUGUCGCAACAAGCAUUGGCGAUACAUCUCCUCCUACCACGGACCAUGGCUGAACCUCCCGCCCGAAGUCCUCGAGAGUCUGGCAUACAGCAACUACUAUUCUCCUCGCCCUCAACCCGUUGACCCUGCCGUUUUCUUCGACCUGGUCAAGAUUCGACGUCUCAUCGACGAUGCUACUAGUCUGGCUGUGCGCGCAGCCAAUGGCACCACCUCCGCAGCCUUGAAUACUUCAUUGAGUGCCACCAAUGGCAGAUAUAACAGUGCCGAUGCUGAAAUGCUCGGGAUAGGUUCUUCGAGAGGUGCCGGAAAUGCAAAAUUAAGUCGGGAGCGCAGACAUCGCAUGAGGGAGCAUGCUACCCAGAAACUGUCCACCGCAUACCAUCUCGAUGAGAUUGCCACCAGUGUCGCUACAAUGCAGGCCGCCUCGGCGUUAGAAGAUGUGGCCAAGCAUGUAUUGCAGCGGAAUGACCAGGACCCCGAUGCCCAAUAUGUCCAUUUCUUCCACGAGAAGAUCCCCUCCAGGUCAAUGGCUGAAUGUACUAGUCUUGACCCAUUGAACGAUAUCAUCCGACAGCGGCCUACGGAGGCCCCACCUUACCGGACAAGAGCUGUGACUCGCGUCUUCAAAGAAGAUUUUGAGGGAGCAGCGAGAGACUGUACCGACGGGCUUGCUGUCUUCAGGCUCUAUCAUCCACAGCAUCAAAACCAGCAGCAGGAUUUGGUUCUCGCUCGGGAUGCGGCAAGGCUCUCGCGAGACUCAAGACACGACCCACGUGUCGAAGAAAAAGAUCAACCUAGCAGUCUCGAACCCCAACUUCUCUUUCAUCGUGGUGGUGCAUACUUAACCUUGGCUUGCGAUCAAAUUGAACGAUCAUUGUAUGGGCCUCCCCGAGGUGGCUCCAAGCCUCAAGAUGUUACAACCAACGGAGAUGUAGAGCACUCCCCUCUCAGCGAGGUAGACAGACAGGCAAACCGAGAUCGUGCUGAAGCUAGGAAACUGGUGAGGACCUAUGCCAAACGAGCACUCCGGGAUUAUACGUCCUUUCUUUCUCACUUCGACUACACACCCGGUCUCUCUGCCGAAUAUACGGAAGCUUUUCUAGACAGGAUGAGCUCCGCAAGCAACAAGCAAGGCCAUCGUUCUCGAAGUGAGAGACUCCUAGAUAUCGACUCCCACUCCCACUCUGGACUAUCCGAAGCUCUAGUCAAGUAUGAGAGAAAAAAGCAGAAUAGCGAUCCACAAUCAUUCCCGCAAAUUCCGAAACCGACAGUCCACAAGCUGAACACCUUGUUCGCCUCAGUGCCACCACCUGACCUACCGCCACUUCCAACUCAUCCAGAUUCAGAGAAUAUCACCGCUCACCCACCUUUCUCGCUUCCAGAUUUCUCUGAAGCGGUGACUUAUCAUCCAUUACUGACCGAUGUCCUCCAUUCACUACUUCUCUGCCAUGGUCUGAUUCAGACCUCGCCCAAGGAACACCUCCGCCACGCUCACAUGGCUGCCCGAAUUGCUCGUGUCUGUGAUGGUUACCCAAUUUUCCUUGCCGCUCGCUCUCCAUCCCGUGCCGAUUGGAUUGAGGUGCUCCGCCGCAGCAAGAAUUGGCUUGGUCUGGAAACUUCCUGGGAAAACCUGUGUGCGCCGGCGCCACUGCCUGGCCACGCCAAACCAGGGCUUAAACCCCGUAAAGAGACUGCAGACGAGAAGCGUGAGCGUAUCAAGCACGAGGCAAUCAGAGAAGCCUUGUCGGACGAGAGAGUUGUCGAUGAAGCAACCUUUCGGGCAAGUGUGAGAGCAAGAGAGUUGAGAGCUGCGAGGGCGGAAGAAGAGGAGCAGCGAAAAGAGUACUGCCGCACCUCCUCCAAUUCCUCCAUCAACAGGAACGGUCACCACAUCGAUGGUAGCCUUACUGAUCCAACGCCGCAACAGCAGCCCAAGCGUUGGGCCCAGGAAGACGGCAAGGAGUAUCCUAUAACCACGGAGCGAGCUGAGUUGAUUGUCAGGUGGAUCAUGGAAGCUCAACCACCGAGUUCAGCCGAUGGCACCGGACGAGCUAAGAAGAAAUCUGGCGCGAAGGGCAGGUUGAGGAAGAUGGCGAGCACAGCCUCAAGCCUCAGCCGUGGCAGUCGUGGUGAAAAUGGUGUAGACGGUUUAGAGAGGAGUAUUGAUAGUCUAGAUCUGCUAGAUUAA